AUGCUGGACCCAACCAACAGGAACGCUGGGCCCAAUCAACAGCAACGCUGGACCAAAUCAACAGGAAUGCUGGACCCAACCAACAGGAACGCUGGACCAAAUCAACAGCAACGCUGGACCCAAUCAACAGGAACGCUGGACCUAACCAACAAGAACACUGGGCCCAAUCAACAGGAACCCUGGACCCAAUCAACAGGAACGGUGGGCCCAACCAACAGUAACACUGAGCCUAAUCAACAGGAACGCUGGGCCCAACCAACAGGAACGCUGGGCCCAAUCAACAGGAACGGAACGGUGGGCCCAACCAACAGUAACACUGAGCCUAAUCAACAGGAACGCUGGACCCAAUCAACAGCAACGCUGGACCCAAUCAACAGGAACGCUGGACCCAAUCAGCAGGAACGCUGGACCCAAUCAGCAGGAACGCUGGACCCAACCAACAGGAUCGCUGGACCCAAUCAGCAGGAACGCUGGACCCAACCAACAGGAACGCUGGACCCAACCAACAGGAACGCUGGACCCAAUCAGCAGGAACGCUGGACCCAACCAACAGGAUCGCUGGACCCAAUCAACAGGAACGCUGGACCCAACCAACAGGAACUCUGGACCCAAUCAACAGGAACGCUGGGCCCAAUCAACAGGAACGCUGGGCCCAAUCAACAGGAACGCUGGACCCAAUCAACAGGAACGCUGGGCCCAAUCAACAGGAACGCUGGGCCCAAUCAACAGGAACGCUGGACCCAAUCAACAGGAACGCUGGACCCAAUCAACAGGAACACUGGACCCAAUCAACAGGAACGCUGGGCCCAAUCAACAGGAACGCUGGACCCAAUCAACAGGAACACUGGACCCAAUCAACAGGAACACUGGACCCAAUCAACAGGAACGGUGGGCCCAAUCAACAGGAACACUGGACCCAAUCAACAGGAACGCUGGGCCCAAUCAACAGCAACGCUGAGCUGGUAA
Molecule: messenger RNA, 966 nt
Organism: Hemiscyllium ocellatum (epaulette shark)
Lineage: Eukaryota; Metazoa; Chordata; Chondrichthyes; Orectolobiformes; Hemiscylliidae
Exons: 2
Coding region: 1-966 (321 amino acids)
Source: RefSeq, a predicted model, not a curated record